AUGAGUGUCCCACUGGCUCCCAAGAAAUCAUAUUACACUCAAUUGCAGGACAACAGACAGGGGAUGAAAAAUAAUAAUGAGAGUCUCCUAAGUUCGGGUGAUACAAAUGCCAAUCAGAUCAUGGUGGAGGGUGGUCUUUCUCAUGAUGAGUCUCAGACACGUGACCUGACAGAUGAAAUUGGAAAUGCAAAUUCACAUGAGCCAGAAAACAGAACCCAUUUCCAUAACGAAUUUCACUCACUUCAGGCCUUUGGGAAGGGAUUUCAGGCUGGCCCCAGCAGCCUGAAGGAUUUAAAAUUGUCUUCAACUGUUCGUAGGGCAGUAAAUGAAGAGUACACAAUGCAGAGAGGCACAACUCUCCUACAGACUCCAUGGAAUGGACAGGAACCAAGUCUGGCAGGUUGGAGGUCUGUUACGGGUGAGGCCAGUCCAGAUGUUUUGACUCCAAGGGGCACUGAAAUUCCUCAGCAUGCUCCUAAGGAUAAAUUGGCAAAGACACUGGACAAUGAAGAACUGAGAAGGCAUGCUUUGGAUAGGGUGAGCAGCUCUGCUGUUGCAGGGGACCAGUUCAUAAAGGAGUGUGCUGGGAGCCUGACUCAGCCACCUCCACAGCCUGCCCUGGAACCCACAGAAGUCCUGGAUUGCGUGCCCAAGGGAGGUGAGGGGCAACAGAAGAUAGUGACAUCCCACUCCCCAGGGACAGCUUGUCCUCCAGCUUAUAUCACCUCAGAGGGAAAGGGUAUGUGUCAUCCUAAACCGUCUACCUCAGAAACCAAGGAGACCACCUGCUUAGAGACCCAGAUGGAAGGAGCACAUGUACCAGAAGUAAGCAAUGAGAGCACACCACGUUCUGCCCAUUCAGGGUGUGCUCUGACUUCAGCAUCCAAGGAAGUCCUGAGUAAGCCAGAAGCACAAUUAGAUCAGGAAAAGGGAGAGCCCAAGCCAGAGCUGAAAUUUGUCCAAUCCUGGGCCCUGCAGGAAUUCAUGUCAGCCCAGGCCGAAUGUCUGGGAUGUCCCAAUGAAGACAGCACGUUACUCCAAGAGAGAAAGUUGCCUGGUGGAGAAGCACUGCAAGAAGCCCCCACCAGGGUGGUCAGCAGCCUGCCCCAGAGCAGUGUCUCCCCGCUUGGAGGGCCAAGAGGCAGGAGUGUGCAGGACCAGAGCACCGUCCACCUAGGUGAUCAAGGUUCUCUUCAGAUCUUCCCCAAACCUGGCCCUGCCUCCUUGCAAGCUGCUGAUAAUCAGCUCCCUGGCAGAAUUUCAUCAUUUGCAGCUGGGAAACUGCAUGAAAGUUCAUCCAGCCACUUGUCACCAGGUGAUGGUCAUGUAGCUUUUAUUCCUCAUGCCCCAGCUGACAGCAGACCCCCAGCAGCCACUGAGGAGAAAAGGGUGCUGAGCAGUGGGAGCAGGGCCAGUGCUAUGGAUUUUACUUCAGAUCCUUCUGUUGGAGAGAGCGAAACUGGGGUCCCUGAGCCUCUUGACCCUCAGAGCAGCAGCUCAGAAGCUGGGGAAAGCAAAGAGGUCAAUACAUCUGUUGCUGAAAAUAGGAACCUUCUAGAAAAUGCAGUUAAAACUGAAAGUUCCACAGCAAGAACUGAUUCUCCUCUUAGUGUCCCAACCCCUCUCCACCCAGAGACAACUGUCAGUGUGACCCACCAACCAGCACUGCCCAGUACCAGUCUUCAGGACUUGAGUAUGUUGAGUGUGGACGCAGGGUCACCCUCGGCUGCCCCACCUCCUACUGACUGCUUGCAGUUGUUGGACACCUCCCCCAAAGUGCCUGACAAAAACACCUGCCCCAGUGGGAUCCCCAAGCCUAUUUCCACACAUUCUGAGGGUACGCCUUCCUCACAGGAGAGCCACCAGGCUGAAAGAACAGAAGAAAAGACAGAACCCAAGCCCAUCAUUUUGCCCAAGCCUAAGCACGUGAGGCCCAAGAUCAUCACCUACAUCAGGAGGAGUCCACAGGCCCUCGGCCAGGUGGAUACUUCGCUGGUCCCAGUGGGCCUUCCUUAUGCCCCGCCCACAUGUAACACGCCUCUUCCCAAAGAGGAGAAGGUGGCAGGCAGAGACCUGAAGCCGGCUGCCAGCCUCUGUGAUAAAUUCAAGCCAGACUUGCAGAAGCCAAGGGUCUUCAGUCCUGGGUUGAUGGUAUCUGGGAUCAAACCCCCAGGACACCAUUUCAGUCAGAUUAGUGAAAAGAUUUUGCAGGAGGUGACAGAACUCCCUGGGAAAGAAGAAUUUUGUCCUCCCUGUGCACACUACGAAGUUCCUCCCACCUUUUACCGCUCGGCCAUGCUCCUUAAGCCCCAGUUGGGAUUGGGCGCGAUGUCCCGUUUACCUUCUGCAAAGAGCAGGAUCCUGAUUGCCAGUCAGAGGUCUUCAGCAGGUGCCAUCCACCCACCAGGACCCAUGGCAACAGCUGCCAGUCUCUACAAUUCUGAUCCUGCAGCAGAUUUAAAGAAAGCCUCCAGUUUGAAUGCUGCCAAAUCCUGUCUACCGAAGUCUGGACUUCGUCCUCCUGGAUACUCUCGCCUGCCCGCAGCCAAGCUGGCGGCGCUGGGCUUCGUGCGGAGCUCCAGCGUGACCUCCGGCUCCAGCACCCAGUCCCUGGACAGCGCACAGCCCGAGCAGAGCCGGCUGGCUAACUGUUCAGCCUUCGGGAAUGAAGAGCAGCCAGCCCUGAAAGCAGCCCUGCCUUCCAAAGAUGCGCCCAGGGGAGCCGGCCGCGCUGCCCCUCUGGCGGCCUCCAGCGGCACAGCCCCCCGCAGGAGUUUGCUUCCAGCACCAAAAUCCACAGCCACGCCUGCUGGAACAAAGAAAGAACUACAAAAAGACCAAGAUGCUAAUAAACCUGCUGUUUCAUCUCCUAAGAGAGCGGCAGUUUCAACCACCAAGCUUCAUUCACCAGGAUACCCCAAGCACAGGAGCACGGUUCCCCGAAACGGAUUUUCUCCCAAGCCAGACCCACAGGCCCGUGAAGCCGAGAGGCAGUUGGUUCAGCGGCUGAAGGAGAGGAGUGAGCAGCAGGUCAGGCAGCUGGGCCUUGUGCAGCGGGAGCUGAGACGGGCCAUCUGUGGCUUCCAGGCGCUCGCCGUGUCCACUCAGCACUUCUUUGGAAAGAAUGAAAGUGCCCUUGUGAAAGAAAAAGAGCUGUCAAUCGAACUUGCAAACAUCAGGGAUGAAGUUGCCUUCACCACAGCCAAGUGUGAGAAGCUCCAGAAGGAGAAGGAGGAGUUGGAGAGGCGGUUUGAGGACGAGGUGAGGAAGCUGGGCUGGCAGCAGCAGGCCGAGCUCCAGGACCUGCAGGGGCGGCUGCAGCUGCAGUUCCAGGCGGAGAUGACACGCCUUCAGGAGGAGCACAGCGCCCAGCUGCUGCGGAUCCGGUGUCAGCACCAAGAGCAGGUGGAAGACAUCACCGCCAGCCACGAGGCCGCUCUCCUACAGAUGGAAAGUGACCACACGGUGGCCAUCGCGACCCUGCGGGAUGACCACGACCACAAAGUCCAAGGAUUGAUGUCUACCCAUGAGCUGGAAAAGAAAGAAUUGGAAGACAAUUUUGAAAAGCUGCGGCUGUCAUUACAGGACCAGGUGGACACGCUGACCUUCCAGAGCCAGUCUCUGCGGGACCGAGCCAGACGCUUCGAGGAGGCUUUGCAGAAGAACACUGAAGAGCAGCUGGAGGUUGCACUGGCUCCCUAUCAACACUUGGAAGAAGACAUGAAGAGUUUGAAGCAGGUGUUAGAGAUGAAGAAUCAGCAAAUACACCAGCAGGAAAAGAAGAUUGUUGAGCUGGAAAAGCUGGCGGAGAAGAACAUUAUCCUGGAGGAGAAAAUCCAAGUUCUCCAGCAGCAGAACGAAGAUCUCAGAGCAAGGAUUGACCAGAAUACUGUUGUCACGAGACAGCUGUCCGAGGAGAAUGCCAAUCUGCAGGAGUACGCGGAGAAGGAGGCCCAGGAGAAGAAGAGGCUGAGCCGCACCAAUGAAGAGUUGCUCUGGAAGCUCCAAACUGGGGACCCGACGAGCCCAAUUAAACUCGCCCCCACGUCUCCUGUCUACCGCGGCUCCUCCUCCGUACCCUCCUCACCCGCCAAAGUGGGCCCCACGCCCAGAUGA
Molecule: messenger RNA, 4116 nt
Organism: Pipistrellus nathusii (Nathusius's pipistrelle)
Lineage: Eukaryota; Metazoa; Chordata; Mammalia; Chiroptera; Vespertilionidae
Source: the annotation of a GenBank genome assembly